AUGACAACACGUACCGAAAAGUUCCAGCGCAAACCUCGCGACGCUGAUGCCGAACCAUUAGAGGCUGAGGAGUUUCUAAGAUUUUCUCCUGAAGAAGAAGCUUCACUCCUCGCCGAAUCUAACACGCUAAAGGCCUCUGCCAAUACUCUAUUUUCUCAGAAAUCAUACAAAGAAGCCAUCGAUACCUAUGAAAGCGCAUUAUCGACGUGUCCGAAAUAUUUAGAAUAUGAGAGAGCGGUAUUGAAAAGUAAUGUGGCGGCUUGUCAUUUGAAAUUAGAGGCGUGGAAGGAAGCUGCCAAAGCAAGUUCAGAAGCUUUAGAUGGGCUAGAGAAGCUGCAGAAAGAUGAGGCGACGGAUAAGAAAGAAGAUGAGGAUGAGAAUGCAGGAAAAGAGAAGGUAAAAGAAGAGGAAGAGGCAGACGAGGAAAUCAUCAGUGAGGGAGCUACAAAGGCGGAGGAUACUAGAGGAAAAAGCAUCGGUGAUGCGAAAGAGAGUCGAGCAAAAGACAUUGAGAGAAUAAGAGCGAAAGCUUUGAUGAGAAGGGCGAGGGCUAGGAGUGAACAGGACGGAUGGUCUACUUUAGCUGGUGCUGUGGAAGAUUACAAACUCCUUUCAACCUUUACCAACCUCUCCGCCAUAGACCGCAAAACAGUUGAAACACAACUUCGUGUUCUACCGCCCAAAAGUAAAGCAGCUCAAGACAGAGAAAUGGGCGAGAUGAUGGGGAAAUUAAAGCAGUUCGGAAAUGGCAUACUGAAGCCAUUUGGAUUAUCCACCGAUAAUUUCCAGAUGGUCAAAGAUGAGAAGACUGGUGGGUACAGUAUGAACUUUAAUCAAGGAGGGGAUUCAUGA
This is a messenger RNA of Botrytis fragariae, 852 nucleotides long. RefSeq names its product putative tetratricopeptide repeat protein 1 protein. Bases 1 to 852 code for a protein of 283 amino acids. Gene Ontology annotation, molecular function: protein binding. NCBI's taxonomy places the organism in Eukaryota, Fungi, Ascomycota, Leotiomycetes, Helotiales, Sclerotiniaceae. The transcript has 4 exons. The record is from RefSeq and is a predicted model, not a curated record.